ACCAAUAUUAAAAUCCUCAUCCCUUCCUCCCUAUAAAAUCCAAUCCCUUGCAUUCUCAGCUCGCAUACACCGUACUUCCAUCUAUAUCCUCUCUGUACGUCUUCUUUUUCUCCCUCUCCUUCCCUUUCAAAUUCAACCCAUCUUUCCUUCUCGUCUCAGCGAAAAAACCCAUCUUUCAUUUCCUUUUUCUAAUGGCAGAAACCCAUUCCAACAAGCGAGUCCGAGUCGACUCGGACGAGUCACACACCGAGUCGCCUGACUCAUCCGAAGCGAAGCGCUUCCGGGCAGACAUCCUCGAUAUUCUCGACGACGUUGACGCCUCCGGUGAUCGGGAUCCGGCCAUCGAAGAUCUUGCGACGGUCAUGAAGAGCCUUGAGGAAGAGAUAUCUUUGUCCCUGACAGCCCCACCACCGUUUCCGUUGUCCGAGUCGGACUCGUCCGAGUCGCAACCCGAUCUGGGUUACCUCCUUGAAGCCUCGGACGACGAACUAGGCCUUCCUCCCACGUCCUCCAGCGCGGAGAAUGACAAGGAGUCCGUUGAUGUCCUACGUGGCGAAACAGAGACCGCUGAAUUCGGUCAGAUUUGGGGUUUCGAGGAUGAGAUCCCGAGUUAUGAUGCGUUGGGAUUCGGGAUUUGUGCGGAGGGAGAGAAGAACGAGGACGAGCCUGUUUUUUUCGGUGGUCUUUUUGAUUAUCCGGACGUUGUAUCUGGGCCGUCUGAUUUUUCUGAGUUAUCGUGGCGGCCCGAAUCGUUACCGGCACUGUAGAAAGUAUCGGCCGAUACGACCUUUCGGUGCCGGUUUUGACUGUUUAUAUGAGUUUGUAAAGGAAAAGAACAGAAACUGAAAAAAAAAAAAUAGGUAGAAUGAAAUCAUCACCGUCAGAUCAAAAUCGUUUCUUUUAUUUUUUUAAUUAAUUUAUUAUCACCAAAAUGUCCUAGAAACGUCUUUACGAUUCA
Magnolia sinica is the source of this 958-nucleotide messenger RNA. RefSeq lists its product as uncharacterized. The coding region runs from base 192 to 767 and encodes 191 amino acids. The record is from RefSeq and is a predicted model, not a curated record. The transcript has a single exon. NCBI's taxonomy places the organism in Eukaryota, Viridiplantae, Streptophyta, Magnoliopsida, Magnoliales, Magnoliaceae.